Messenger RNA from Xyrauchen texanus (razorback sucker), 1363 nucleotides. Its product is annotated as draxin-like. Gene Ontology annotation, biological process: axon guidance; Wnt signaling pathway. Gene Ontology annotation, cellular component: extracellular region. The record is from RefSeq and is a predicted model, not a curated record. NCBI's taxonomy places the organism in Eukaryota, Metazoa, Chordata, Actinopteri, Cypriniformes, Catostomidae. The transcript has 7 exons. The coding region runs from base 86 to 1159 and encodes 357 amino acids.
GCGAGGCUGCCAGGCAUCUCCUGAGAUCCGCUUCUUCACGCGUCUCCUGCUCAACGGACAAAACACGGAGGCACUGUGUUUGAAUAUGGAGGCUCCCGGCUCGUGUUUUCUCUUAUCUCUGCUCCUCAUCACACUGUCUCAAAUAUCAGAUGGCUCUGCGACCCCAUCAGCAAAUGUCAAGUGGAGUCUAAUCCAGUCCUCAUCCUCCAUCACCGACGCCAUGCAAGAUCCUGAGAUGGGACUUCCUCAUGGCAACCACAGAAGAAGGCAUGGGUCACGUGAAGACAGGGAUAGUGCUGGGUUGCUCUCCCGGAGGCCUGUGUCCUGGCCGGAGGAUGACGGGCAGAGUAUAGAGGGUCUGAGCCCUGUAAGGCUGGAGAUGGGGCCUGGGGACCGGGUGAGGGCAGGGGUUCCUGCUCAAAUGCAGCGGGGAAAUCCUCCAACAGAGGGAGAGUUCACACGUAAAGGCAGGGGACAUGGUCACGGGCAUCUGGAUGAACACAGGAAGCAGGGAGGCAGAAGAGAAAAAGGCAGAGCUAAAGGGGUUCUCUAUGACCCUGAAUCACAAUUAGGCUCCUUGUUAAAGGACAUCAAGACAUUUGAGGAUGAUUCCUACACCUCCCUGCCCAAUCAUAACAAUGCCCAACCCACUGAUGUUCCCUCCUCUGUCUCACCCAUUUUAGCAACCACAGCAGUCAACGAGCAUCCCCCAACACUGGCCCCAGCUUCAACUAAACCCCAGAAAUCAGGCAGAGGGAAAGCCCAUGGGGAGGUUUUGCCCACCCUGGACAUGGCACUCUUCGACUGGACCGAUUAUGAAGAUAUGAAGCCUGUUGACUCUUGGCCAUCCAGCAAAAGAAAAGAUAAACGUCGCAGCAAAAACAAGAGCAAUGGGAACUCAACACUCGAUGCUGAUGUCAUCGAACCAUGUGACCAUCAUCUCGACUGCCUCGCUGGUUCCUGCUGUGACCUUAGAGAACAUGAGUGCAAACCUCACAACCGUGGCUUGAACAACAAGUGUUACGAUGACUGCAUGUGUGAGGAGGGUUUGCGCUGUUACGCCAAGUUCCAUCGCAAGCGAAGGGUGACCCGAAGACGCGGGCGCUGUGUGCAACCAGAAAGAGCAAACAGUGACCAAGGAGCCUUCAUCACCAUCUGAUAUAUCCUAUAUAGAGAUAAAAAAAGAAACAGAGAAUGACUGAUGACAAAGAAAAUAAUAAGACAAAACAACCACAUUCCUAUUUUCCCAUGGACUGCAAUAUGAACUGAGCCUAUCCUGAACAAGAGAUCAGGUCAAAGAUAAAAGCACAUCAAAGUUUGCUGGCACUCAAUUCACACUAUAAAUAUACAUAUGCUGUUUUGU